Messenger RNA from Parascedosporium putredinis, 855 nucleotides. The record is from the annotation of a GenBank genome assembly. Lineage: Eukaryota; Fungi; Ascomycota; Sordariomycetes; Microascales; Microascaceae.
AUGGCGCAACUCAAACCAGUGGAUGGGACUGACGUUUUCCUCUGGAAAUACCUCCCAUCCCUCGCGCUCUCCGCCGUGGCCCUCUCUAUCUUCUCAAUCCUUACUGCCUUACUGACAUGGCGGGUUCACAAAACCAAGCUAUGGUUCUGUAUUCCUUUCGUUGUCGGUGGAAUGUUCCAAGUCAUCGGCUUCGGCAUCCGAAUCGCCGCCCACUAUUAUACAAACGAAAUUCCCCCAUUUGUCCUGCAGAAUAUCUUUAUCCUCCUCGCCCCCGUCUUCUACGCUGCGUCCAUCUAUACUGUUCUCGGCCGUCUUAUCCGUAGUGUACGCGCCGACCGACUGUCCAUCCUUCCACCCAAGUGGAUGACAGUAAUCUUCGUCACGGGAGAUUUUGUGGCCCUCAGCGUACAGGGUAAUGCGGCGGGGCUCACGGCCAAGGAAAACACACGGAAGGUGGGAGAGUCCAUCAUCAUUGGGGGUCUGUUCAUCCAGAUAGCUCUGUUUACCUUCUUUGUCAUUGCCGCCUCGGUAUUCCACGUCCGGAUGCGAAAGGAUCUCAAGGGAAGAUCGGAUCCACCGUUGACCGUGCCGUGGAAGCGCGGCUUGCACAUGAUAUAUGCUUGCAGUGCGUUGAUCAUGUUUCGAUCCGUCUUCCGCGCCGUGGAGUAUAUUAUGGGCGGUGAUGGAUACCUACUCUCUACAGAGUGGCCCAUGUAUGCGCUUGACACUCUCCCUAUGGUUGCUGUGCAGGCUGUCUUCUUAGUGUGGUUCCCGGACGGGUUUUCGGACUAUGAGAGGGAAAGUGGGCAGUAUAUGCGCCUGCUGUUUCUUAAAAGGAAGUCAACUCCUGCCUAG